AUGGAUGAGGACAGAAACCUGCCAAAGAGGCCCUGGGACACGUGUCGGGAGGUCCCGGUCAUUAAAGAUGAACACACGCCAUGGAAGCUGAUCAAACUCCUGAGGUUCAUCUCUCUCUCUCUGGUCGCCAUGUUUGUGUUUGGGUUGGCCGUUUGCAGCAAGACGUCUUUCCUUCUCCUCAUCACCCUGUCCAAUAAAGGCACAAAGAUCCUCUCAGAUGAGCAGAAACCUGUCGCUCUGUUGUGUAUCGGCUGUGCUCUCAUUGCUCCCAGUGUUCUUCUCUUACUGAAGAGCAUCUGGAAGGCUUGCUACAGGUCAUCAAAGACGCCAUACAAGAGUACUGUUGCAAUGGUUAUGUUCUUUGAUUUCAUGGUGUCUCUGGGUGCAGCAAUUCUCACCAUCGUCGCAAUGCCACACUUGGACAUCGUCACCAACGUCGCCAUACUGAACGGCGUAGCCGUCCUCUCUGCACUGCUUCAAGUGAUCGCUCAGUUCACCGCCAGGCAAAGGAACCGCUUCCUGGUCCCAUCCAUCAUCGCCUUUAUCUUCAUUCUGCUCGGUUACAUCCUCUUCCUCGUCUUAUACAUUAUGAAGGAUCCCACUGAUACCAAGAUGAUGAUUUGGGUGGGUCUGGCUGUUGGUGGGUCCUUCUUGGCUUCCAUCAACUGGUGGGAAAACUACUGCAGACUGAUCGGUGAGAACAGCAGCUCUGUUUUCCUCAAGAUCCUGAGUACAGAUGUAAGAAGGAGCCAGAACAUGCUGAAUAUCCUCUCCAGUCUGCUCAGGAUUGCAGUGACUGCCUGCGUGCUCGGAGCCUACGUCCCUCUUGCCAAAAUGGACUGGGACACGGUCAACUCCAUCCCACAGCGUGAAACAAGAAUCAUAGCCAUCAUCAUCGGGGUCCAGCUGAUCUCCUCUGCUCUCUGCCACUGGUUUGCACUGGUAGCCUGCAAGAUGCACGCCCUGAGACGCUGUUUCAUCCUGCCUUUGUACUUCGCCUCGCUGGCCGUCAUGGCUCUGCUCGUCAUACCCGUUAUCGUUUACUAUCAGGACUACAGAAUCAGUCUGAAUGUGAAUCAAAGCACCAACUUUACCAGCUACUGUGAGGAAGUUGUAGAUGGAAGAAGCAGAAACCAGAACAGUACUGUGUUCCCAGAUCUAGUGUUGGAUGUAACACACACUCUGUGCUUCCUGGACAUGUCCAAGAUGGCUGACAUUGGAAUACUGAUGGGUUCAGCAGUGUCCUGGUGGCUCGGUCUUGUGUUGGCCACAGUCCACCUGUGGCACCUCGGUCUCUAUCGCAUCCAGAGGACUCAAGACCUGUUCAUCAGGAGGCUGUAUGAAGGAGGAUUUAUCGAGCAGUCUCUGCUUCUCAACACUCGGUUUGACAUCCAGACCAUUGAAAAACAGAAGAGACGCAGGCCAGUCGACCCAGUGAAAGUGUUCCUCUGUGCGACCAUGUGGCAUGAAACCUACGACGAGAUGAUGAAGAUCAUCAUUUCAAUAUUUCGGUUGGACAAGUACAGGCCAAAAACGGAAGGAGAACCAUGCGAUGCGACCUUCGAAGGCCACAUCUACUUUGACGAUGCCUUCAGAAACGUCACGGGCAGUCAAGGCCGGCAUGUCAACGAAUAUGCAGAGAUGCUGGUGAACAUAAUCCAAGAAGUUUACAGUAUCUUCCUCAAUAUGGACAAAGGCCUGUUUGAAAAGCAGCAGCAGAUUCCUGAUCAGACUCUGGUGAGGACGUCCUACGGAGGCCGUCUGGUCGUCACCAUGCCUCAUGGAAACAGUCUGACGGUUCACUUCAAGGACAGGCUGCUCAUUCGCCACAAGAAGAGGUGGUCUCAGGUGAUGUACCUGUACUAUCUCCUGGGAUGGAAGCUCUCCACUAAGUAUUACAGACGAUGGGCAAAAGGAGAAGAUGAGGCUGAGCUGAAGAGAGAGUUUGAGAAGCACAACACCUACAUCUUGACUCUGGAUGGGGACACAGACUUUCAGCCGGCUUCCGUGAUGUUGCUCAUUGAUCGUCUGAAACUUUACCCGCUUGUCGGAGCAGCAUGUGGACGGAUUCAUCCCACAGGAUCAGGUCCCAUGGUGUGGUACCAGAAGUUUGAGUAUGCGGUGGGCCACUGGCUUCACAAGACGGCUGAGCACGUGUACGGCUGUGUGCUGUGUAGCCCGGGCUGCUUCAGUCUGUUUAGAGCUUCAGCGCUGAUGGACGACAAUGUGAUGAAAAAGUACACGAUCAAGGCCUCAAGGCCGGCACAUCACAUCCAGUAUGACCAAGGUGAGGACCGCUGGCUGUGCACUCUGCUGCUAAAACAGGGAUGGCGAGUGGAGUACAACGCAGCGUCGGACGCUUACACCAACGCCCCAGAGGAGUUCAAAGAGUUUUACAACCAGCGUCGUCGAUGGGGACCGUCCACCAUGGCUAACAUCGCAGACCUGCUGGGUUCAACCUCCCUGAUUUUAAAGAGGAACCCGUCCAUGUCUAGACCCUACAUGCUCUACCAGCUCUUCAGCUUGGCCUCGUCCAUCCUGGCACCUUCCACCGUCAUCCUUAUGAUAGCAGGUAGUUUGACUGUGUUGCUCGACAUCCAUCCAAAUGGCGCUCUGGUCAUAGCUCUGAUACCUCCGGUCAUCUUCCUUGGCGUCAGCUUCAAGAUCAAGGCGGACACUCAGAUCACCAUCGCAGCUGUCCUGAGCAUCCUGUACGCCUUCCUCAUGAUGAUUUCAGCGAUGGUCAUCAUAGGGAACAUGGUGAGAGAUCAAACCAUCCUGACUCCCAGCAGCCUCUUUAUAAUAGCCCUCGCCUGCUUUUACCUGGUCACUGCACUCAUGCACCCUCAGGAGGUCGGCCUGAUAGUCUACGGCCUGAUUUACAUCCUCUCCAUCCCCAGCGCCUACCUGCUGCUGUCCAUUUACUCCAUAGUCAACAUGAACAACGUGUCCUGGGGCACCAGAGAGACGACGCCUCCCGCUGGAGCCAACAAACAGGGUCCAACUCAAACACAAGCCCAGAAAGCCAAAAGUGCAUUCACACGGUGCUUCUCACGGGCAAAGUGCUGCAGAAAACUCUGCCGCAGAGGAGACACCGAGGAGCUCAUGGUCAACCAGGAGAACAUGGUGAUGGACAGCCAGGAACCUCAACCACAGAACAGCAUCGUGGAGGAUGUGGAGACGACAAAUCAGGUGCCGAGAAAAGAGACGCCUGCUUUCAGAUGCCGUAAUCAGUGCUGGGUUACACAACUGCAGAGUCUGUCUGAUGACAUGCGGCUGCAGGAAGAUGUUCUUGACCAGGAUGAAGAUCAGUUCUUCAGACAGCUCACGGCCAAAUAUCUGGAACCUUUGACCGAGGACAAAAAGAAGCAGAGAGAGAUGGCGGCUGAACUCAAAGAGCUGAGGAACAAGAUCACCUUCGUCUACUUCAUUCUCAACGCCCUCUGGCUCAUCGCCACCUUCACUCUGCAGCUCACUCAGACGUCCGUCUUCAUCCAGGUGCCCAAAGUCGACAUCGACCUGCAGUUCACUGGAGAGUACAUUUACAUCGACCCCAUCGGCUUCAUGUUCAUCCUGGCCUUCGCCCUGCUGGUGGUGGUCCAGUUCAUAGCCAUGCUGUACCACAGAAUAUACACACUGAUCCAUUUUGUGGCCUUCCUGGAUACAGAGAGGUCUGAGCCUGAUGCUAAAAAACAAAUGCAGGAAGCCAAACAGUUAGAUGGGUAA
Cheilinus undulatus (humphead wrasse) is the source of this 3726-nucleotide messenger RNA. Its product is annotated as chitin synthase chs-2-like. Lineage: Eukaryota; Metazoa; Chordata; Actinopteri; Labriformes; Labridae. The record is from RefSeq and is a predicted model, not a curated record. Gene Ontology annotation, cellular component: cell septum; cell periphery. Gene Ontology annotation, molecular function: chitin synthase activity. The transcript has 22 exons. The coding region runs from base 1 to 3726 and encodes 1241 amino acids.